Molecule: messenger RNA, 4106 nt
Organism: Carassius auratus (goldfish)
Lineage: Eukaryota; Metazoa; Chordata; Actinopteri; Cypriniformes; Cyprinidae
Product: adhesion G-protein coupled receptor G1-like
Exons: 17
Coding region: 57-2252 (731 amino acids)
Biological process (GO): adenylate cyclase-activating G protein-coupled receptor signaling pathway; cell surface receptor signaling pathway
Cellular component (GO): plasma membrane
Molecular function (GO): G protein-coupled receptor activity
Source: RefSeq, a predicted model, not a curated record
AUCAAACUCUCUAAACUCUGAGAAAAAAAUCUAAUCAAAUAAACACUUUGGGAAUUAUGUCUGGACAAAAGCAGAAUUUGCUGUGGCUGAUGAUCAUCUCUUGUGUUUUACGCCAGAUAACCUGCUCAGAUGAACUGAUAAUCCAAGUCAAUUCAUCAGAUCAGUGUUUCUGGAACCAAAGUAACUCAACAAUUCCAGAUAUAAAAUGCACAUGUCUGACAGCUGAUAAACGAACAGGAACUGUUCAACUAAAUAUCUCUACUCUUGGAGAAUGCAGAUCAUACAAUCUCAGCAUAAGACAGGAUAAGGAUUAUGAAAUCAGAAUGAAUGAGAUGAUUCAAGGCAUAAAACUGUGGAUAUUACCAAAUGGAUCUAAUUAUCAGGUUUCAGUCCAGAAUUCAUCAGUAAUUAAGGCUUGCCAGGCACAGGAUGGUAUAUUGAGCAUCAGCUCCAGAAUUGGAUGUCAGAAUAUUGAACCUGUUGACCCUGAAGAGAAAUGUGCAAACGCCCUAUAUAACAAUGAUAUAUGCAGCGGGAAAGAAGGAAACAGAUACAUUCUGCAUUUAAAUGAGAGUGAAUGGAUUUGUGUGACCUGCGAUGAUGGAAGAUCAACCACCAUUAGUCCAUCGUCAAACACUAUAUCUUACAAUCUAACUACCAGUUUCACAUCACAUAUGACAACUCCAGAUCCAACUACGAGUUUCACAUCACAUACGACAAUUGACAAACCAAUUUUCACUGUCAAACCACCUGAGAUAACUUACAAUCUUACAAACCAACAAGCAGUCAAUCAAAGCGGCAAGGUUGGAUAUACUGAUCCUACAAAGGCUUCACAAAACUUGGAAAAAAUUAAGUCACUGGUGGAGAAGAUGGAACAAGUCAAUAAAACCAAUGCGGCGAUUGUCAUUGGGGAUGUUAUUGGUGUUCUUCUAAGACAACCCAUGGGCACAGAAACCAAAGACAUGGACAUAUGCUACUCUACACAUCAGAACACAAUAAAUCUUGUUGAGAGCAACCAGAAGACAGAAUUCCCCUGGUGUGUAAAGAUCCCCAGUGAAGCCUUUAAUAGAUCAAGACUGGAAAACAAUGGAAGUGCAUUUGUAGGAGUUCUACGGUUCAUGAACAUGGCAAACAAGAAUGAAACUGAACCUACCAUUGUUUUAAACAAUGAUAGUUAUGGAAUAACGAUGGGGGCCAAAAUCUCCAACCUUACCAACAAUAUUGACAUAUUCAUUAAAAAACCUAACACGGUUGGCAGUAAUGCGUCCUGCGUUUCUUGGGAUGAAAAAGAAGGAGAGCUUAAUUGGACAACAUUCGGCUGUGAGACAGAAACAUUUGACAACAACACCAUAAAGUGCUCCUGCUCACACCUGACGUUCUUUUCAGUGCUGAUGAAACCUUACCCUCAGUCAGAUGGAAAAGACAAAGCACCGCAUCAGGAAUCACUGACUUUCAUCUCUUCUAUCGGCUGUGGAAUCUCCAUACUUUUUCUGGCUGAUGCUUUAUUUAUUCAUUUCGUGCUACGGAAAGCCAAGUCAAAUCAGGCCAUGGAGAUCCUGAUGAACAUGUUUGUGGCUUUGUUUCUACUGAACGUCUCAUUUUUGUCAAACGAGAGCGUCGCUAACACAGGAGACAACGCUGCGUGUGUCUUCAUAGCGCUGCUCCUGCAUUACUCCAUGCUGGCCUCAUUCACCUGGUUCUUCAUUCAAGCUCUUCAUAUGUACUUAUGGCUCAUCAGACAGAACGUCUCCAUCACAAACUACAUGAGGAAGAUCACCGUGUUGGGCUGGGUGUGUCCGGCUCCAGUAGUCACAGUUAUUGUUUCUGUAGGAGGAUAUAAAGCAGUGAUCCUAAACACAACAUCUGAGAAAAUCACACGAAUGUGCUGGAUUUCCAAUUUUUAUAUUCACUAUAUAGUGAACAUCAGCUUCUAUGCUUUAGUUUUCAUCUUCAUCAUGAUCAUCAUCGCGGUUGUUCAGACCAGAAAAAUAAAAGCGACUAAAGACAAGAGAAAGACGGUCAGAAAGCAGCUGAUGAUGGUGUUGAGUUUGUUCCUGCUCUUCGGUCUGACGUGGUCUUUGCCGUUUUUCAGUUAUGGACCGAUGCUCAUUACCUUAUAUUACAUAUUCACUGUGCUGAACUUGUUUCAGGGGAUUUUCCUCUUCGUGUAUUACUACCACAUCCGCAAUGAUGCUGAGGGUCAUUUCUCCAAUCAUCCAGAAAGCACCAGCUCCACUAGAAACAUCACUUAAUUUAGCAUUAAUACUGCAGAAAAUAUUAAUAUCUAUCAUACUUACGACAGAAGACUUUCUUUGUCUCAGACUUUCUUAGACUGGUUUCUUUAACUGAUCUCUACAGGCAUUGUUUGUACAGGGGAAAAUUCCUCCUGUAGCUGGUGAUCCCUCUGCUCCUUCUUGUUGCCUUACUGUGUUUUAUCAGUUCAAACUUCUUCAGUUUUCUACCUUGGCUAGAAUAGUUGAUCAGUUGAAGCCAUCGGAUUCCCCUCUUGAUGUUGUUCCAUCAAGACUAAUCAAACAAGCAUUCAAUGUAUUUGGGCCAAGCAUUUUAUCAAUAUUAAAUAGCUCCCUUGUAUCAGGGACUGUUCUUGCAUCUUUCAAGCAUGCUGUAGUGCAACCAUUAAUUAAAAAUACUAAAUUGGAUCUUACGGAUUAUGCAAAUUACAGGCCUAUUUCAAAACUGCAUUUUCUAUCAAAGGUGCUGGAGAAAUCUGUCCUUAUUCAAUUGCAGUCUUUUUUGAAUAAGCAUUAAUUAUUUGAAGUUUUCCAAUCAGGGUUUAGGGAGCAUCAUAGUACAGAGUCUGCACUUUGAAAGUUCUCAAUGAUGUUUUGAUAGUAGUGGACUCUGGUGAUACUGCACUUUUGGUGUUAAUUGACCUUAGUGCAGCUUUCGACACCAUAGACCAUGAAAUUCUUAUUGCUCAACUUGAACAGGUGGUAGGGAUUCUAGGUACUGUUUUAAACUGGUUUAUGUCCUAUCUAACAAAUAGGAACUUUUAGGUUACACUGGGCAAAUUUUCAUCAUCAUCGGCCUCUCUUACAUGUGGGAUCCCACAAGGAUCCAUUUUGGGACCCCCUUUGUUUUUAUUGUAUAUGUUGCCAAUUGGAUCUAUCUUUAGUAAACAUGGUAUAUCAUUUCACUGCUACGCUGAUGAUAUGCAGAUCUAUGUACCUGUAAAGAAGAAAGGCAACUUUUAGAACAUUUCCUUGCAUGCUUAAAGAAAUUGAUAACAUGGUUGGCUGUGAAUUUUCUGCACUUAAAUGAAAGUAAAACCAAAAUUAUUGUUUUUGCACCCUCCAAUGCAUCUAUCUGGGUCUACUAAUAUGGAGCUAGGCUCUUUAUCUAUCUAUGGUAAAUCCAUGGUAAGAAAUUUAGGUGUAAUUUAUGAUGAUGCCUUGAGAUUUGACAAGCAGAUCAAUGGUGUUGUUCGAUCUGGGUUUUUUCAACUAAGAACACUGGGAAAGAUUAAACAAUUUUUAUCCUUUUGUGAUUUUGAAAGAGUGAUGCGUGCUUUUGUGUCUUCCCGUUUGGACUGUAUGUAGGGAUUAGUCAGUCCAAUCUUUCACAACUACAGAUUGUCCAAAAUGCCACUGAAAGAUUGUUAACUGGUUCUCGGAAACUGGACCAUAUCACUCACAUUUUAUCAUCUUUGCAUUGGUUGCCAGUCCAUUACAGAAUUUAUUUUAAAAUCUUGCUGUUCGUUUUUAAAUCUUUAAAUGGCCUUGCUCCAUCUUAUAUUUCAGAUCUCUUGCAACCGUACACUCCAUCAAGAUCUCUUAGGUCUUCUGACCAGAAACUUUUGAUUAUUCCUAGGUUGAGAUGCAAACAGUGUGGGGACCGUGCUUUUGCAGUAGUGGCCCCAAGGCUUUGUAAUAGUUUGCCUUCACAGAUAAGACCUGCCUUCACACUGGUGUCAUUUUUGCAAAAUGCUAUUCAGUGAAAUGUUGUUAUUUGUGAAAUGUUUUUUGUUUUCGUUUUUGUUUUUUGUGUAUAUGUUGUUUGCUUAUUUAUGUUUUUAGAUUCUGUAUAGCACAUUGGUCAACUUUUUGUUUUUAAUCGUGCUUCAGAAAUAAAUUGUCUUGCCCUUG